This is a messenger RNA of Aspergillus tubingensis, 831 nucleotides long. Its product is annotated as thermonuclease family protein. Lineage: Eukaryota; Fungi; Ascomycota; Eurotiomycetes; Eurotiales; Aspergillaceae. The transcript is spliced from 2 exons. Bases 1 to 831 code for a protein of 276 amino acids. Gene Ontology annotation, cellular component: cytoplasm; mitochondrion. The record is from RefSeq and is a predicted model, not a curated record.
AUGCGAUGGCCGCCAUGGACUUCCAACGCGCAAGCCACCAACAAUGACCACCCCACCACCACAGACAACAAAACCGACCCCAAGAACCUCCUCGACUGGAGCGCCUACACCGAACUCCGCACCCUCAUCCCAACACUAGUCCUCACAACCGGCAUCCUCAGCGCCUUCACCCUGCACCGGACCUACCUCCGUCGAUUCCCCACAGCCGUCAACAUCACGCCCGCAUAUUACCGUCGGCGGAGUAUCCUGGGAAAAGUAACCAGCGUGGGCGAUGGCGACAACUUCCGCAUCUAUCAUACACCUGGUGGUAGACUCGCAGGUUGGGGUUGGGUACCCUGGAAGAAGGUUCCCACGACGCGGAAGGAAUUGAGGGAUCAGACUAUCCACGUCCGCCUAGCCGGCGUCGACGCCCCCGAACAAGCGCAUUUCGGACGCCCCGCGCAACCCUUCGGUAAAGAAGCCCACGAGUGGUUAACGGGGUACUUGACAGGCCGGCGCGUGCGGAUCUAUGUGCACCGACAGGACCAGUAUCAGCGGGUGGUGGCGACGGUGUUUGUGCGACGGGCGCUGGAUUUCCCGAUUCCGUUUCGGAGGCGCGAUGUCGGAUAUGAGAUGUUGAGGAAGGGGUUGGCGACGGUGUAUGAGGCGAAGGUUGGGGCGGAGUUUGGGGGUGAGGUGAUGGAGAAGAAGUAUCGCAGUGCGGAGUGGUGGGCGAAGGCGAGGGGGUUGGGGCUGUGGAAGGGGUUUAAGAAGGAUAGGGAUACGUGGGAGAGUCCGAGGGAGUUUAAGACUAGGACGGGGAUGGAGGAUGGGGGGCAGGGGAAGAAGUAG